AAUUUUAUUUGUUAUUUUUAUUUUUCCCCAACUAAUGACAGCGUGGUUUAAUCAUAAUCAAAACGACGGGGCAAACAAAUAUUUUCGCGUGGCACAGUAAAAAUGACAACCUGCUUGGUCGUCCCAAGCUUGCCAUUUGCUUCGAGUGGUACUGUGGUUCGUUCUAGUAAUUCCAGUUUUCGGAGUCACCGAUCAACUUCACAAUUCCUUGUUCCUCUCGUUACAAACCCAACCUGUUCUCGACCUCCUCGGUUUUCCCGUUACAUCUCAGCUACAUCAGCAGCAUCAUCGGCCAUGGAAGCCGAGCAAAGUGGGCCUACUGAUAUCACGACCAGCGGCUCAACCCCACUGAUGAAGCUCUUGUUCGUCGAGAUGGGUGUGGGUUACGACCAACAUGGCCAGGAUAUUACGGCUGCAGCAAUGCGGGCGUGUAGAGAUGCUAUCUCUUCCAAUUCAAUCCCUGCCUUUCGAAGAGGAUCUAUACCUGGCGUCACAUUUGAUCAGAUGAAGCUACAAAUCAAGCUGGGGGUGCCUCAUCCGCUCCAACAGUCCCUGGAUGUUGAAAAGGUCAAGGCAGUCUUUCCAUAUGGAGAAAUUGUGAAAGUCGAAGUUGUGGAUGGUGGACUAAUUUGUUCAAGUGGCGUACAUGUGGAGGAAAUGGGGGAUAAAAAUGAUGACUGUUACAUAGUGAAUGCAGCAGUAUAUGUUGGCUACUAGCUAUUAUAUCUGCUAAUUCCUUGCUCGAGAUGUUUGAGGAUUUGUUUUAUGGACCCUGGCUGGUGAUGCUUCACCAUUUGACAAUGUGAACUACAGUUGUACCUAUCAAUAUAUUUUGAUGUUUUGUAUUAGAAGCUUUCUACCUCUCCUGAUUUCCAUCUCGUGAUAUUUUAGACAAUGCUGGUGUCUUUGCAAACCAAUCAAAGGUUUUACAACGGCCAGUGCUUGCCUUGGAUUUAACGGAAUCUUCAUGGCAUGAAAACUGAAUGCUCCUAUCAAUUUUUUAAUCAUAUAUCUUAAUUAGUUCUACUCUUCU
Messenger RNA from Ziziphus jujuba (common jujube), 1033 nucleotides. RefSeq lists its product as uncharacterized. NCBI's taxonomy places the organism in Eukaryota, Viridiplantae, Streptophyta, Magnoliopsida, Rosales, Rhamnaceae. The transcript has 5 exons. Bases 103 to 717 code for a protein of 204 amino acids. The record is from RefSeq and is a predicted model, not a curated record.